AUGGGUUUACUGACGCUUGGUCGUCCAUUAAAUUGGGAAGAAACAAAAGAGUAUGCAUCACUUAUCCGUGAACACGGUAUCGAACAAUUUAUUCAUAUCCAUAACAAACUCAAAGAUCGUCGAAAUGACUGUCUCAAAUGGGGUGAUGAAGUUGAAUUUCUUAUGGUACAUUUUGAUCAUGAAAACAAAAGAGUACAACUUGCUCUUAGGUCUCAUGAAAUUUUAUCUACUCUUAUGAAACCUCAAGAUCAAAAUCCAGCUGAUUGUGUAACAUUAUGGCAUCCAGAAUAUGCAGAUUAUAUGAUUGAGGCUACGCCCGGCAAACCCUAUGGACAUUUACCGGUACAUUUCAAUAUGGUGGAAGCAAAUAUGCGUUUACGUCGACAACAAGGUCAACAAUUACUUGGUAAAGAUGAAUAUGUACUUAGUACUUCCAACUUUCCAAGAAAUGGAUGUCCUGAAUUUACUUGGCCUACUCAUAAACCAACACCAAGUACAUCAGCAUCUGCUUCAAUUUUUUUUCCUGAUGAAGUCAUUUUUCCGAAUCAUCCACGUUUUAAAACAUUAACACGAAAUAUUCGUCUGCGACGUCAAUCUAAUGUCGCUAUUCAUCUUCCUAUUUUUAUCGACAAAAAUACUCCGCGACCAUUUAUUGAAGAUUUAUCAAUAUAUGACCAUGAUGGUAAUUCGCAUGAAUCAACUGCUAUUGAAGAUCAUAUUUACCUCGAUGCCAUGGGCUUAGGCAUGGGUUGCUGUUGUUUACAAGUGACUUUUCAAGCUCAAUCAAUUGAUGAAGCACGCUUUCUAUACGAUCAACUGACUCCAUUGACUCCUAUUAUGUUAGCACUGGGUGCAUCAUCACCGAUAUGGCGUGGUUAUUUAGCUGAUAUUGAUUGUCGAUGGAAUGUAUUAUGUGCCAUGGUAGAUGAUCGAACACCUGAGGAACGAGGCCUUGAACCAUUAAAAAAUGAACGUUUUCGUUUACCAAAAUCUCGUUAUUCAAGUAUUGAUUGUUAUAUUUCACCAGACAGUGCCAUUUAUAACGAUAUUGAAGUUGUUCAAGAUGCAGAUGCCUUUCAUAAACUUACUGAACAUGGUAUUGAUCAUAUAUUGGCUCAACAUAUAGCACAUUUAUUUGUUCGCGAUUCAGUAGCUUUAUUUGAAGAACAGCUUCAUCAAGAUGAUACACAAGAUACUGAUCAUUUCGAAAACAUCAAUUCCACUAAUUGGCAAUCGAUGCGAUUUAAACCACCACCAAGUAAUAGUGAUAUUGGUUGGCGUGUAGAAUUUCGACCCACAGAAUUACAAAUGACCGAUUUUGAAAAUGCUGCACUUGUAACAUUCAUUGUUUUAUUGACACGUGCUAUUAUGACAUAUAAUCUAAAUCUACUUAUUCCUAUUUCGAAUGUUGACGAAAAUAUGCAAUCGGCUCAACACCGUGAUGCAGUUCUGCAUCAAAGAUUUCAUUUUAGAAAAUGUCUUUCAACUAUGAAAACACCUGAUACACCAUGCAUGGCAUCUGUGCAACAGUCUGCUUUUCAAGAAAAUGAAUGUGAACAUCGUCUUAUGACCAUAAAUGAAAUCAUUAAUGGAUCAAAUGAAUUUGUUGGUCUAUUGAAAAUUAUUCAGGAUUAUCUAUCUAAUAUUGAAGUAGAUGCUGAUACGCGAUGCACUAUUAAUCAAUAUUUAAAUUUAAUAAGUAAACGAGCAGCUGGUACAUUAAUGACGAAUGCAGCAUGGAUGCGAUAUUUCGUUACAAAUCAUCCAGCGUAUAAACAUGACUCAGUUGUAAACGAUGAAAUCACUUAUGAUCUAUUAUGGAAAAUGAAAAGAAUCUCAAUUGAUGAAGAAGAAUGUCCGAAAGUAUUGCCUCGCAUGUCAUCAAAAACAACACUUGAUAUUUCAGCCGCUGUUGAAAAAGAAAAUAAUGAACUAGAAGUAAAACGAUCUUUAAUGAAUCAACAUAAUCAUCACGAAUGA
Molecule: messenger RNA, 1980 nt
Organism: Rotaria socialis
Lineage: Eukaryota; Metazoa; Rotifera; Eurotatoria; Philodinida; Philodinidae
Source: the annotation of a GenBank genome assembly